This is a messenger RNA of Hylaeus volcanicus, 4003 nucleotides long. RefSeq lists its product as uncharacterized. The record is from RefSeq and is a predicted model, not a curated record. The annotation marks the transcript as partial. Lineage: Eukaryota; Metazoa; Arthropoda; Insecta; Hymenoptera; Colletidae. The transcript has a single exon.
AUGGCAGAAAUAAGUGAGCUGUUGAAAGGUCAAAAGAACCGAUUAGACCAGUUAAAAAAGUUUUGCAUAAAUUAUGACAAAGACGGCAAAGGCAAGAAAAAUUGCAGUGCAUACUUUGAACGACGAUUGAAAAGAUUAGAUGAUUGGUGGCCGGGCUUUGAAAAAUGCAACACAGAGUUAAACGAGGCUGGCCAAGAUCAAAGUGACGAAUAUUUUACGAAUGAUCAUUUCGGUAAAGCUGAGACGAAGUACGACGAGUUGUACGCGACAAUCGAGCAGGAUUUAGCUGCCUUUAAACAAAAACGGGGUACAAAAAAGACAAAAACCACGAAAGAACCUAUUCCAUCGAAUGCCGGAACGAGCAAAGAGGCAGUUGAAGUUGCUGAUUUAUUAAACGACGACCUUUACGAUGACGAAACGAAUGAGUCAGAGAGUGAAAGUGAUGCAUUGGCAAGCCAUGAAGGUGAAGAAGAUAUGCCACCGACUGUUGCGGUUUUAUUCUACCAGAAAAAUGAGCUCAUAAGCAUUUUUAAGGUGGCCAAAAAGAAUGAAACAAUUUCUCAAGGAGUGGCCAACGCUCAAUUAGACCAGCUGAAAACAGUGUGGGCUGAGUUCAGGGCCACGUAUCGUGAAGUGAAAGUGUCGGCCGAAAGACAAUGGUGCGAUACAAUUUUGUUCAGUGAUUUGCAAACGGAAUUUAUGGCAUUGUGCGGCAAACUAAACGACGUGAAAAAUAGUUCCGUGCAAAAUUCCAAUGUAAAACUUCCCAAGAUCAAAUUGCCAGAAUUCGACCCAAUUAACGAUAAUUGGAGAGAGUUCAAAGCCAUGUUCGAUAAACUGGUGCACGAAAACAAUGACACUCCAAAUGCGAUAAAAGUACAAUAUUUAAAAGCGUGCUUAAAAGGCGAAGCAGCCAGAAAAGUAAGCCAUUUGACUCCUGAAGAGUCGAAUUACAACGAUGUGUAUAGCAUUCUAGAGCGGCAGUAUGGCAAUAAAAGAAAAAACGUCGGUAAUUUGAUUGAAAAAAUUUUGGACAUUCCGCCUCAAAAGAUCGAAACGAGCAACGGACUGAAAAAUUUAUUUGAUACGGCAAACGAAUGCUUGAUGGCGAUUAAAAAUUAUGGAGUAAAAAUUGAUGAGUGGGAUCCAUUAAUCAUUCACAUGUUAAUGAAAAAACUGCAUAAAUCAACUGUAAUUGACUAUGAGUCGAAAUUGGAAGACGUGCGUGAGUUACAAACUCUUUCUUCGUUUUUGAAUUAUGUGGAACAUCGAUUCAUGGCGCUAUCUUCGGCAGAAAGUAGCGGACAAACAAACAACAAAAACUACGAAAAAACGACAACAAAAAGCGACGACAACUCAAUAAAAUGUGUUUAUUGUGGAAAACCUCAUUCGAUUUAUAGAUGCAACACGUUUUCAAGAUUGAACGUGAAAGAAAGAAGCGAGUGGGCCAAGAAAGAAAAGGCUUGCGUUGUAUGUUUGCAAAUUCAUAAUUCUGGUGAAUGUAAAACCAAAUACCCAACGUGUAAAAUUUGUUCAAGGAAACAUAAUACGCUAUUGCAUUUUGAAUCAAAGAAAGAAAAUGCAAGUCAACCAGCAGCUGUUUCAAUGAUUACGACGACGACAUUGAAUGAAACAGUAAACAACGAUCCGAUUCAAGUGUUAGUAGCAACAAAAAAUGAAAAUAAUUUGUUGCCAGUUGCGUUUGUCAAUGUAUUAGCAAAAAAUGGGGAGAAGAUAAUGUUGAAAGCUGUUGUGGAUGGAUGCUCACAAGGAGCACUAAUUACGGAGAAUGCCUUUCAAAAAUUAGGCACUCGCGGUGAAAAUGUGCGAGCGGAUGUUGAAGGCGUCGGUGUUUGUGGACAAACAGCGAAGAAAAGCACAUCAAUCACAGUGCAACCGCAUUUUUCUGAUAGUUAUUCGUUACAAACGGAUGUCAUCGUGCUGAAAAAAAUAACGAAUCUCGCAUGUUUCAAAGACAAUCUGGGGAAAUAUGAGCAUUUGCAGAAUUUGUUGUACGCUGACCCCACCGAAAAUGACGAAGGCAAUAUUGAUUUAUUGUUGGGUGUUGCUGAAUUCACGAAAAUCGUUAAAAGUGGCUUGAUCAAAGGCCGCGAAGAUGAACCAAUCGCUAUGAACACGGAAUUGGGAUGGCUCAUUAUGGGUCCGCAAAAUGACAACACACAGCGAACGACGAAAAUAACCGCAUUGAUUUCUAAUGUGGAAAUCGAAAAACGAUUAAAAAACUUUUUUACGGCUGAAAAUAUUGACAGCGAAGACGAAAAUGAAGACGGAAUGACUGCAGAAGAGCAGUAUUGUGAAGAUGUAUUUGUGAAAACAACGAAGAGAGAAGCGGACGGGCGUUUUGUUACAGCGAUUCCAUUUAAAAACGGACAAGAGCCAAAGUUCGGCGACUCAAAAAAAGCAGCGUUAGCGACGUUGUUUCAAUUAGAAAAACGUUUCGAAAAACAUCCAAAAGUGAAGCAACAGUAUGUGGAGGCAAUGACCGAAGCAAUUGCAAGCGGUCAUAUGAAAUUGAUUGAAAAUGUGCCAGAGCAGGCAUAUUACGUGCCUCACCAUGCAGUUUUGAAACAAAGUUCAACGACACAAUUGCGACCGGUGUACAAUGCAUCGAAAAAAUCGUCAAACGGAUUUUCGCUAAACGAGCAAGUUGCCAUAGGCAAAAUGGAUCAACCUGACAUGUUAACAAUUAUUCUUCGUUGGCGAAAAUUUAAAUUUGGAAUUUUAGCUGACUUAGAAAAAAUGUACAAACAAGUAAAAAUUCCACCAGAGCAAUAUCAUUUGCAGUUGAUAUUGUGGCGCGCAGAGCCAAAUGAAAAAAUAAAAACGUAUGCAAUGACGACUGUAACCUUUGGAGUCGCAACGUCACCGUAUUUGGCAAUUAGAGUGCUAAAAGAAAUUGCAAAAUUAGCCGAAACGGACCGACCGAUGGCAGCAGAAGCCAUCAGAAAGUGUUUUUACGUCGACAAUUUUUCGGGUGGUGCAAAUACGAUUGAAGAAGCAAAAAAUUUGUGCACUCAGUUAAUAAAAACAUUUGAAGAGUCAAAAUUCAACCUUCGAAAAUUUGCUUGUAACGCGAGUGAAAUAUUAAAUGGAAUACCGAACGAAAAACGAGAAAGCAUAGAUAAAAACGUGGUGUCAGCAUUGGGAGUUCAAUGGAACCCAACGGCCGACCAAUUCAAUUUCGAAAUAAAAACAAUGAACGAACGACCAAAAACAAAACGUGAACUUUUCUCUCAAAUCGCGAUGUUGUAUGAUCCAGUUGGGUUUUUAGCACCAGUGAUCAUCAAAGCCCGGAUUUUGAUGCAAAAUGCAUGGAAAGAAAGCGUUGAGUGGGACGACAAAAUGUCCGAAAAUACAAUUGAUCAGUGGCAAAAAAUAAAAAAAGAAUUGCCAUUAAUUCAAAGCAUCGCGGUACCACGGUGGAUCGGCAGCGGCCCAAAUGCGAAGAUUCAAUUACACGGGUUUUGUGACGCCAGUAGUGACGCGUAUUGUGCAACGAUAUACGUACGAAGUGUAAACAACGAUAUUAUCAACGUCGAGUUUUUUGUCGCUAAAACAAGAGUAGCACCAAAAAAGAAUAAGUUAACGAUUCCGAAAUUGGAAUUAUGUGGUGCAUUAUUGUUGACAAGAGUAAUAAAAAUGGCAAAGGAAGCGUUAGAAGUGGAUGACAUCGAUGUCUAUUUAUGGAGUGACUCAAAAAUCGUAUUAGCAUGGAUUAAUUCAUGCCCAAAAAAAUACAAGAAAUUUGUGUCUUCGCGCUUAGAAAAAAUUCAUAAAUUGAAAAACGUCACGUGGUGCCAUGUACCAGGAGAAAUGAAUCCAGCAGAUUGUGGAUCAAGAGGCAUUUUCGCAAGCGAGCUAGUGAAUCAUCGACUGUGGUGGCAUGGUCCACAAUUUUUACGAGAAAACAUCGAUUUCAUGCCAUCAGAAAUCACUUUUGAAACCGAUAACGAAAAAAACCUGCAUGCGUUGCUCGCUACAA